UUUCAGGAAGUGAACAGUGAAGAUGGCUGAUCUGUCGCUGAUCUCAGAGUCAGCCCUCGGCUGGACUAUUUUCACCUUCGUUCUCCUGGUGAUCCUGGUCUUCUGUUGGGUCUACAUCAGGAAGUACCAAAGCCGUCAGGAGAGCGAAGUCAUCUCAACCAUCACUGCCAUCUGUGCUCUGGCCAUCGCUUUGAUAACCUCUGCCCUGCUUCCCGUGGACAUCUUCCUGGUGUCCUACAUGAAGAACCCCAACGGCACCUACAAGGACUGGGCAGCCAACAACGAGACCAGAGGACACAUCGAGGACACGGUGCUCUACGGAUACUACAGUGAGUGUUUGUUUACAUUUACAUUUAGCAGACGCUCUUAUCCAGAGCGACUUAGAGAUACAGCCUCAGACUGGAGGCUGCUAGAGGCUGCAGGGUAA
Molecule: messenger RNA, 427 nt
Organism: Hypomesus transpacificus
Lineage: Eukaryota; Metazoa; Chordata; Actinopteri; Osmeriformes; Osmeridae
Gene: lmbrd1
Product: LMBR1 domain containing 1
Exons: 4
Coding region: 23-427 (134 amino acids)
Biological process (GO): protein localization to vacuole
Cellular component (GO): vacuolar membrane
Source: RefSeq, a predicted model, not a curated record